This is a messenger RNA of Seminavis robusta, 1305 nucleotides long. The record is from the annotation of a GenBank genome assembly. Lineage: Eukaryota; Bacillariophyta; Bacillariophyceae; Naviculales; Naviculaceae.
AUGAAGCCCCGUGAUAUCUCUCAAAGCCAGCUGUGGUUCGAGGACGGGUCCGUCUCUUCGAUUGGAUCUUUCUUGGAUGACUCGGACUCGGACGACGACGACAAGUCCUUUUGCUCUAACAGUGGUAGUGAAGAAGAAGAAGAAGAUCUCAUGGCGAACCGUGCCCUGGAAGACUCGUUGCACUGUCUCAACACACUCGUGGCCCGCACUCAAAGCAACGCCCGACGAGGCAGCAAGACCAAGAGUCUCUCUCCGACUCGCCCCAGCCUCGGCCACCGCCCUCUGGCCAUGUCGCGCACCAAGCAUAGCCGACGACUGGGCAGUGCCCCCAGCAGCACCAACGCUCUCCCCUUGUUGAACUCUCCCAUGCGCAAGUUCCAAUCCAACACAUCCGACUCGAAUCUCAGCGCCAGUCGAUCCUGCCAUUUGACACGUCGUCGGGUCUCUCAAGCCAAUGCCAAGUGGGAUGCCACUUGCUCCUUGAACAAGAAGCGUCCGGCACUCCAAAUUGGCAGUCUGUAUGGCUCUCGACGCCUGAAUAUAAACCAACUCAUGGUGCCGGAAGAAGCCAUCACGGCGUCCACUGCAGGCAGUGUCGGCAGUCGAGAAACACGAUGGAGUGCAUCGUCGCACACGCAAUCCAGCAUUGUCCGAUGUCCUCGUCGACAGAACAGUCAAGACUCGUUGUAUUCCGGAAGUGGUGCCAGUUGCGAAGGAAGCACCGGACCCAAACGACGUGGACGACGACCCAACAAGCAGGAUGAAGCAGCAACAGCCACAGAGACCACAGCCACUACGAAAGCUGAAACCGAACAAGAAGAGACCAAAGCACGAAGCCUCUCGCCCAUGUUCGCGCCUACGCGAGUUCGCCCUCAGAUUCCGCAUCGACAAAAGUCCUUCAAGCGACAAAGCGCUGCCGUCUCCAUGGACAAUGUCAUCAAGGAUGCCAUGGCGGCCGCGGAGCUUUGUGAACCGAUUGUUCGUGACGCGCCCGUCUUGGCACACUCGCCCAUGUCGGCACCACUCCCAUCAUCAUCAUCACCACAGCAAUCACAAAAGUCGCCCGAUUCGUUGGUCAGUCUAAUGAGUCCCUUUCGCUCCUUGUCGCCACCGCGACAUCGAGCCGGAGGAAUGACCAAGAGUCACACGGCCACUACGGCACUAGAUACAUUUGGACGAAUCGACAAGCUGAAGAAGAAGAAGAAGAAGAGCAAAAAGGAGAAAAACGAUCGACUCGCUAACUGUAGCAGCAUGUCGGAUCUGACCAUGAAAAAGCCAAAGCGAAGAGGAAGCAUGUUGGCGUAA